AUGAGUUUCAUAUCUGUAUACGCUGUCAAAGCAGUGGACACCUCUGAUAUUUACGACGUAGUGGAUUAUUUGAAAGCCAAUCUACGAUGGAUUGUUAAGGAAACGGAUGGAACAGUGGUACCAACGGAACCGGUUUCAAGCCUCCUCAUCACCGUACAAGAUGAGAUUUUUACCCAUCUAGCAAUCGAGACGGAACUACCUGUUUAUGGAACAAAAACUUUUCACACUGGUACAACGAGCGGAAAGGCAGGUAGCGCAAGCUCCUAA
Molecule: messenger RNA, 267 nt
Organism: Botrytis deweyae
Lineage: Eukaryota; Fungi; Ascomycota; Leotiomycetes; Helotiales; Sclerotiniaceae
Exons: 2
Coding region: 1-267 (88 amino acids)
Source: RefSeq, a predicted model, not a curated record